UGAGCACAGUGCACUGCUAAUCACAACACUGAACGAAUCAUCAACAUUAUAAUGUUAAAUUGCAACGGACAACAGAGCAACUUUAUAUAAAACCGUGACCAAAAAUGCAGUCUUGACUUGUGUGAAAAUGCUGCGUUAGAAUAUUUUAAUUAUUCGUAACCUUGCGCGUGCUACUGACAUUUGCAUAAUGAUAUUUAUCUGUUAACGCCCAGGAACAUGGACGGGUCGAGCUCCCUUGUUGUUGCAGCAGCUUCAGAUGGCGAGCGGUCCAGUUCGGAGGGCGAAUACACGGUAACGAGCGGAUCUGAGAGGGACACCGAGAAAAGGGAGGAUGCGACGCCGAUGGAGGCGGCUGCAGGUGCGGUCGGUUUCAGUAUCUCGCGUCUGGACACGCUGAGCGCGCUGAGACUGAACCGAACCCGUCCGGAUACGGACACGGAUUUCCGGUACCUGCACUUGUUAUGGCAGCCCGGUGAGCCGCUGCAGGCGGGACGGAGCUCGCCGGGCAAGAUCACAGCGAGUUGGGUGAGGCGGAUGGGAAGAGCCCGGAGAAACAUGGGGCCCAUUGGAAAAGACCUGCAUGCUGAGAAGAGGCUCAGAGAAGCUUCAAACAGCACUGAUAUUGACACAGUUCGUAGGUUGCUGGAAGAUGAUAUUGAUCCUUGUGCGGCUGAUGACAAGGGCAGGACGGCCCUACACUUCUCUUCCUGCAAUGGCAAUGAAAGCAUUGUUCAGUUGUUGCUGAGUUAUGGUGCUGACCCAAACCAGAGAGACAGCCUUGGAAACACGCCACUGCAUCUGGCUGCCUGCACCAACCAUGUGCCUGUCAUCACAACCUUACUGCGAGGAGGUGCUCGAGUUGAUGCAUUGGACCGUGCGGGAAGAACCCCUCUGCAUCUUGCCCACUCAAAGCUCAACAUUUUACAAGAGGGUGACUUGCAUAGCCUGGAAACCCUCAGAGGAGAGGUUACACAGAUUAUUCAAAUGCUGCGGGAAUAUCUGAAUAUAAUGGGGCAGAGUGAAGAGAGGGAGAGACUGGAGCACAUCUCAAGCCAACUACAGAACACCCACACCAGAGAACAGGUUGAUGAAGUGACAGACUUGCUUGCCAGUUUCACGUCGCUCAGUAUUCAGAUGCAGAAUAUGGGAAGCCGGUAGAGACAAAUGGAAGAAAAAUGUGCCAUUCUGGAGAACUCUGAGGAAGAUGAGGGUUUUGUUUGGGAAAUAGAAACAAUUAUUUAUGUAUAACAUGCCUGCAUACAUACUCUGUGAUAUAAUUGAAAUCCAUGUUUGUCAAUGAGAAAAUUAAUUGCCUUCACAUUUUAGUUUUGUUCCUGGAAGAAUGCUCAUUCUGUUAUGCCUUUUUAUUGUAGCCUAUUAUGUCAAAGUUUACUGUAAGUACAUUAUUUUUAUUUAUUUUUUGUAAGUGAUCAAAAGAUGGCCUAAUAAAUUACAUAAU
Molecule: messenger RNA, 1459 nt
Organism: Xyrauchen texanus (razorback sucker)
Lineage: Eukaryota; Metazoa; Chordata; Actinopteri; Cypriniformes; Catostomidae
Product: ankyrin repeat domain-containing protein 54-like
Exons: 8
Coding region: 217-1158 (313 amino acids)
Molecular function (GO): protein binding
Source: RefSeq, a predicted model, not a curated record